AGCCCUUGCAGGGGGACUAGGACGCUGCCUUUUCUCACCAGAGAAGCGCAGCUCUGCAAACCUAGUUGGACUUAACCCUUUCCUUGCUGUGGGUCCUCCUGCUGGGUGGGUCACGUCUGCUGAACCAGGCAAACCCUCGAACCCAGACCCCACGGGACGGGACAGCAGUGAAAGGAAACAGAACAAGGAUGAUCCAGCGACCUGGAGUCGAUUUGGGCAGCACCUGCUAAGGCCUAGUUGACCCUGGGGAUAAAAGCAGUGCCAAGGGAAGCUUUGAAACAGUUCAUUCGAACACAGCUCAGACCCAGCCUGGCUGGUCCGGAUAUUCAGACAAAACUCACCAUCAAAUUAUAUUUGAAAGGAGUUUUUCCUGAUCACCCCACGUAGCCAAACCGCGCCUGAGCUGUAAUCCAGUGAGCUGCUUUGAAACUGUCCUUACGAAGGGCUCUGCCGGCACCGCCAGACCCAGUGCGAACAGGCCUCAGUUACCGCUGGCUGCAGAAAGGUGAACAUGUCCCCUGGUUUGGAGUCUGCAAGUCUUUCGGAGACAGAAAAGAUGUGGAACGGGUCGUAUCCCGCUGAGAAGAUGAAGCUAGAGCCACUCCCGGGUUCCCAGGAAACCCCAAUGAAACAAAACGGAACAGCUUAUGUGCCCAUCCCCCCCAAGGCUGGAGAGAGCUGCACAAUCUGCCCUACAGGUUUGCUGUCUGGGUUGAAACCAAGGGCACGUCGCUGGGCAGUUCUGAGCCUGGUUCUCAAUCUUGUACUGAUCAUCACCAUCCUCCUCAUCAUCCCCAUCACACUGUCAGCAAAGAAACUUGAGCCGUGUCCAGCUGGUGCUGCCUCCCCAGUGGCUGCCUGCCCAGACGGCUGGGUCGGGUACCUGCGGAAGUGUUACUAUUUCUCAGAGGCUGAAGGGAGCUGGACCUACAGCCAGAGCCGCUGUUCUGCCCUCGGUGCCUCCCUGGUGGCAAUUGACACCCAGCAGGAAAUGGAUUUCCUGAUGCGCCAUAAAGGACCCUCUGACCACUGGAUCGGCCUCCAAAGGGAACCGGGCCAACCAUGGAGAUGGACCAGUGGGAGUGAAUUCAACAACUGGUUUCCAAUAGCGGGAGGAGGCCUGUGUGCUUUUGCGAACCACGAUGGUAUUGCCAGUUCAGGCUGCUCCAUAGAGGGACACUGGAUCUGCAGCAAAGCAGCGGAGAAACCAGCAGACAGAGCACAGUGACUGACCCUGGAUGCGUCGGGCCUUGUCCUGUCAGUGGGGCUGGCCCAGCUGCCUCAGCGCGUGGGGAACUGGACGGGGCUGGCGAAGGGGGACAGCCCAGCAGCAAGGAAGAGAGACGCUCGCUGAAGGACAUCAGGUAGCUCCUCCCCUUGGAGCCUCUGGCCCCCAUUGGCCCAUUGGGGACUGGGGUGAGGGUGCGGAUUGGCCGGCAGCCCCCAGCUCACUCUCUGGCACAGAGACAGGAACCUUCUGACUUGGAAAUCAGCAGGGGAGCAGCCAAGCUGCUGUGUCCCUCCUGUCAGGGGCUCAGGGCAGGAGCCUGGCCCGGGCUGUGGCUAGAGCCAAUGUACCGGCUGGGGCCAGCAGGAGGUGCUGCGGCCCCUGCAGCCAUGGGGCGAAGGGGCCGGCGUGACCCCUGCAGCCAUGGGGCGAAGGGGCCGGCGUGAACCCUGCAGCCUGGGUCGAGGACGCAUGAACUCUGCUGUGCAGCGAGAAGGGCUGUUGUGCCGGCCCUGCUGAGCGCUGGGGGAGCAAGAAGAGACGCCGCGGCCAGGAGGGGAUUGCUGGGACAUGCUAGGACAGACGUGUGUGUGUGUGUGUGUGUGUGUGUGUAUGUCUAUACAUGUGUGUACCUAAUUUAUUUUUAUAAUAAUACACCAGCUCCCAGAAGGGAAACUUUUA
Mauremys mutica (yellowpond turtle) is the source of this 1909-nucleotide messenger RNA. RefSeq names its product C-type lectin domain family 2 member D-like. The record is from RefSeq and is a predicted model, not a curated record. Lineage: Eukaryota; Metazoa; Chordata; Testudines; Geoemydidae. Bases 512 to 1228 code for a protein of 238 amino acids. The transcript is spliced from 6 exons.